Messenger RNA from Megachile rotundata (alfalfa leafcutting bee), 2805 nucleotides. RefSeq names its product Nuclear localized protein 1 (gene Nulp1). NCBI's taxonomy places the organism in Eukaryota, Metazoa, Arthropoda, Insecta, Hymenoptera, Megachilidae. Gene Ontology annotation, cellular component: RQC complex. The record is from RefSeq and is a predicted model, not a curated record.
UACGUUUACAGUAAUCAUAAUCAUACGUAUAAGAAAAUUGACAAGUGAGCAGAAAAUAUGUUUGUGAGAAUCCAGGAAAUUCAGAAAGAUCAAUGUGUUACAGUUUAUCAUUAUUAAAUUCGCAGGAAGUAAUUUAUAAAACGAAUUAAAUUCUGUACUUGCACAUCUUUUCACGUUCCGAUUAAUAAGUGAACGCAAAAUGUCCACACGUUAUAUGAAAAAGGUAUAUGGGAGUGAUUUGUUGCUCCCAAAGGAUAAUGAAAAUGAAAAUGAACUAGAAAACUCGAUAAUCGGCAAUGUUAAGUCGAAAACAUUUAAUGUCUUUGAUGUAUUGAAUGAAAAUUCUGAAGCAAGUGAAAAAGAGAAUGAAGAAGAACCAGUGAUAGAAGAUAAUUGUAAGGAGGAAGCUAAACGUAAGAAGAAAAAGAAGAAACGAAAGAAGUUGGAUAGUUCUAAAACUCAACAAGCCAAUGAAUCCAAAGAAGGAGAGGAAGAAGAAGAUAUAGAUGAAAUUGAAAGAACUGUAAGAGAAGUAAACAAGUUGCUGGGAGAACCGCUCCCAGGUUGUAGUUCUCAAGUUACAGACAAUUUACAAUGGGUAGAUACAAAAUCCAAAGAAGAUACCUUGUUGGUGCAACAUAAACACUUAAAUCCUUAUAAUGAACUUAAAAGAAUUUUUGGUAGUAAAACUGUACAAGCAGAACAGAUCAAUAGAAGAAACAGAGGUCGUAUGGGUCAUUUGAAGAAAACAUGGUUGGUUUCUGCAAGAGAUAAUUGGCCACCAAUUAGUAAAUCUGGUCUUUCAAUGUCUUUAGACCGUACUGUAAAGAGUGCUAAUAAUGUUCAGUACUUUGUAUAUGAUCAUAGUCCAUCAUAUAGACAAGUACAGAUGAAGUUUCUGGAAGCUGUUGAAAGUUUAAACCCUGAAAAUAUUGUGAGCAUCAUCAAUGUACACUCUUAUCAUAUUGAUGCAUUAUUACAAAUAGCUGAACUUUGCAAACUUAAUGAAGAUUUGGCAAUGGCUGCAGAAUUUACAGAACGAGCUUUAUAUUGUUUAGAAUGUGCUUUCCAUCCUUUAUUUAAUAUCACAACUGGUUUGUGCAGAUUAGAUUACAGAAAACAGCCAAAUCGGGCUCUAUUCAUAACAUUAUUUAAAUAUCUGAAUUUCGUUGGUGGACGUGCGUGUUAUAGAACAAGUUUGGAAUUUUGUAAAUUACUCUUAUCACUUGAUCCUGAAGGUGAUCCUUUAGCUGUGAUUUUGUCUCUUGAUUUCUAUGCUUUAAGAGCAAAAGAGUAUGAAUGGUUUAUUGAAUUCUGUAAUCUUUGGGAUAGUACAAGAAACCUAACCCAGCUACCAAACAUAGCAUUUGGUUUAGCUUCAGCUCAUUUCCAUUUAGGUCAUCAAACUGAAGCCAACGAACUUUUACAAAAUGCAUUAAUAAUGUUUCCAGGUGUAUUGUUGCCCUUAUUAAACAAAUGUAAUAUACAAUACGAUGAAACGGUACAAACUCAUGACUUCUUUAACAGUAAAGCACUAAAGUCGACAUCACCAGCGUUAGAAAAAUUACAAAAUUUAUACGUAACACGUAGCUUUCGUUUGUGGAACGAAGCAGAUCUUUUACCGUGGUUACGUGAAAACGUACACGUUGUAAUAGCUCGUGUUGAAUGUAAAGAUGAUUACGUUAAAUACUGUGAAUUAAAACGAAGAAAACGUUAUCAGGGAAAGCUACCAAAAAAUAUUUUACGACAUAUUAUAUUAUCCGACAUGAAAGAAGUAACCGUGAAUGUACAAGAGGUGCAAAGUGAUGGUUCGGUUCUCUCACAUGAUCCUCUGCCUCCUGCGGAUAGCAUUGACAUCUAUAAAAUAUCUAGAAACACAACUCGAACUAGUUCCAAUCUUCUUUCUCUUUUUGUUUCGUCUCUUUUCACAGAUAUUAAUCGAGAAGUUGUAGUAGUUGAAGAAGCUGAUGUUGAAGCACUAAAUUUGCUUUACGAUAGUAUUGAGUAAACGUAAGGCCGGUUGUUGACUGCACUGUAAAGAAAUAAAGCAUACAAAUUUUAUACUAAUAUAAUAGUGGAAAAUGAAAUAAUAUUAUUAAUUCUUUUUUCAAAUUUUAACUACUUUUUUGAAAAUAAUAUACAUACAUACAUACUAUUUAAUCAUAAACAAUGUAAAAUUAUAAUUAUUUUUUAGUAAUAUUACUACUAUUAUUCUAAUACUUACUUAUAUAUUCAAAAUUUAGUAUAUUUUGAUUGUCUUCUAUACAUGAGAUUAUGCAUUCGUGAUUUGUACAAUGUUCUAAGUUUUAACAAGGUUUUGAAGAUAUCGUCGUAUAUUCAGUCUUUAAAUGUUGUAAAUACGUAAAAAAGAUAUUGUAUAUAAUAAACAUUAAUAAAUAAAUUAUAUUGUUGAAAAUAUCAUGUGGAAGAAUGACCUAUUAUAUGGGAUAAUAUAAAAUAUUUCGUGAAUGCAUUUUGGUAAAAAAAGGAAUUAUUAUUUUCACAUAGACUUAUCUUAUGUACAGGUCUAUACAAUUGCUUUAUAUUAUAUUUUAUCAAGUAUUCUUAUGAUUUCUAGCGAAGUAUUAUUUGAAUUAUUUUUGAGUGACUUUUCCCUGCAUUUUUAUUAAAUGUAAAUGUGUAUUUACAUAAAUAUUACAUAUUUCUGUAAUGAGCAUGAAAAUAUUUCCGUGUGCGUUUAUUAAUAUAACAAUGGGCGUUUUUAAUACUUAUGUCAAUUUGCAGUUACACUGUAAAAAACACCCUUAUCAUCUUUUCCAGUAUUUAUGUUGUCAUUAAAAAAAA